Planococcus citri (citrus mealybug) is the source of this 914-nucleotide messenger RNA. RefSeq lists its product as uncharacterized. The transcript is spliced from 4 exons. The record is from RefSeq and is a predicted model, not a curated record. Lineage: Eukaryota; Metazoa; Arthropoda; Insecta; Hemiptera; Pseudococcidae. The coding region runs from base 169 to 603 and encodes 144 amino acids.
GUAGUGUUUCUUUUCAUUUUAAUUUUUGUCGAAAAUUAUUUUUGCUGGGUCACGUGCUGAUUGAAAAAAAUUAUUUUGUUUGUUCCUGCACAAAUGCUAGUUUUACUGUUUACACCUCCUUGAGUUGACUAUCUAAAUGCAAUACGUGUAAAUUCAGUGUCAAUUCGUAUGAAAAUGUCCGGUCAUACAGAAUCUAGAUCCAGACGUAGUCGAUCAGAAUCCAGAUCUAGACGUAGUCGUUCUCCUGUCGUUACUCAUGAUGAUGUAUUGAUACCCGUAAACGCUGAAUUCUCCCAAUAUGUAAAAUGGAUCGACGAGAUGGCUGAGACGUCUGCGAGCCCAUUACAGACGAAAAUCAAUGCUGCGGAGGCCAUGUUGAAGAUGGUAAUAUGUGAUAAACAUAUUCAGAAGACUGAAUAUAACAGAAUGAAGGAUUUACAGUGUGAACUCGAGCAUGAAAAUAAAUUACUCCUAAAGAAAUUGACCGAAGUUGAAGAAGAAAUUUCAAGAUAUAAAUAUGAGAACUAUAUUGUGUCAAGUUUAUCGAUAUGUAAUCAGUGUGGGAUUGAGCAUUAUCCUCAUUGUAUAAACUCGAAUGAAUAGUGUAUAGUACGAGUAGGAGUAGUAUCCUAUGAUUCUUGUCAAUAAGUUGCGAAUGGAUUUGUUUAAUUUUUCUCAUUGAAAACUCAUCACACUAACGCGAACACGAAUUAAUCGUUCAAUAUUUUUAUAUGUAUCAAAUCUAGCUAUGUACAUACAUUUAAAUUGAAAACUGCAAAAUCGCAAUAACAUUAUCUCUUUCUCAUUCGAGUACCUCUACUGAGUAACUAAACUGUUUUAAUGAAACGUGUGCAUUUUUCAUAUGACCAUAGAGAUGAUGACUUUCGUACAUUAAUAAAAUUUUGAGAACUGUA